AUUUUUUGCCUUUGCUACAAGGCGAUUUUGCCAAACUCGGUGUGAGUUAUUCCGCUUCUCGCUUCGAUCGCUCGCUUAAGUGCAGAAAUCGAUCGACAUUGAGCUCAAGUCAAACGUCAAAACGAACAGGAAUUUAAAUGGCCUAAAUAUCAGAAUGGAGUGCUCGCUCGCGCUCUCAUUAGAACCGACUUGACUGAAGCGACCGAACGACUUUGUUGCCAACUUAUAAAUGUCAAUUUGCAUACUAGAUACAUAAUAGGUUGCAGUUGCAUGAACUCUCAAAAGUCACUGGUUCAUCAUCGUCGUGUUUUACGUUUUUUCCUGAGGAAAAUAAUCAAUCAGUCAAAGGCUCGAAAAUAAAAAACCAAAACCGAACAAUAUUAGACAAAAAAUUGUACAAAAAGUGAAAAAAUUGCUAAAUCGUGUUUUUCCCUUUUUCACUUUUUAGCAUUUUGCGGUUUGAAAAAUAGUCAAAAUAUUGGUAGUGCAAUAUGUAAAAACUUCGUUAGCUUGCGAUUAGACAGGAUAAGGUUGUUUUUGUUAAAUUGAAUUUUUAAUUUUAUUUACGGACUCAUCAGAAUUUAAAGGCACAAAAGCGUUAAAUUUAGCUCUAUACCUAGCUCCAUUAUUGCAUAACAUUUAAAUAGCUGAUAGGGCCAUUCCUACGUUCAAUAAUAAAAAAUUGAAUUUUUUUAUCAACUCAAAUCUCCUUACCACUGACAGCAAAAUGAAUUUUUGGCUGGUUUUUACACAUUUGUGGACUCAAUAUAAGUUAAAUUAUCGGCUGAAAUUAGGAAAUAUAUUAUAAGCACUCGACCUCUUAUUUGCUCAUUAAAAAAUAAUUUGCAGCGUUUAGUAAAAAUGUUAUGUUAUGCCCGAUAUAUAUGAUUUUUUAAUUUUAUGCUUAACCUUGUUUUUUUCUUUACGCUUUUAAGUUUUUCUAAAACAAGAAGCAAGGUUUUUUGAACCAUGGUAGAAGACGUCAAUGACUGAUAUUUUUUGCCUCAUUCACGUCAAGUGUCAAGUUUGAAUGGAUAUCAGCAGACAAGACAAAAAGGGCGCGCAUAGUAAACAUGCACAUAGUGAAUCACUUUGCCUUGCUUUGUAUGAGACACGAGAACAAACACAGACGCGCACGUGUUCCGUGUUCCCCGCAUUAAUUCGUUUCUAUGCGAAGGGCGCGAGGGGUGCUUACCGCGGAAUUACGCGGAUGAUCUAGAAAAACAUUUCGGCCUAAGGCGACUGAUGAUUUACGUUUUUCCUAUGUUGUAUUUAUACCCUGAAUUGAAUUAUUUCUUAUUCGCCGCUGCAACUCAACUAUCAAACGUGGCUGUAUUGAAUAACACUAACCAAUUAAAACUGAAACGUUUAAUGUGGAAAAGCGAUGAUGUCGAAAAGAAAUUAAUCUCUUCCUGAAAAGAUAUAUAUUUCAUAGCCAUGAAAGAAUUUAAUUCAAUUUCUCCCAAAAAGGCUACAAUCCUCUUUGCUUCUUUAUCAUAUUUAGGUAUUGGCAACAAAGUGGAAAAUUUAAAAAGAAAAUUACAAAUGUUUUCGUAUUUUCGUAUUAGAUAGUACAGAUAAAAACCACAACCGCAGUUAGUUAAGGAAACGACUUAAAAAAUCCAGUUGAUUGAAAGACCUCACGGUAUGUGUAUGUAUUUUCUUUAUUUUUUCCUCUUCCGUUGUUUCAAAAAAAUAAUGUCGCAAAUGAAAAAGUGGAUUUAGUGUGGAGCCAUAUUAAUUGUAAUUUCUAGCGUUUAUAGAUCCCCUUGCUUAAGGUCUAUAACUGUUUUUGAAGCAUUUAUAAGCAUUAACAUUUUUAACAAUGGUUUGUAUUCUUCUGGAUGGCUGAAGCGGAGUAAUUCAAGGUUUUCCAACUAUUAUGUCGUGUGGAUUCAAGUAGUAAACACAUUUUUUCAACCUCCUGCUCGGCACUAUUGGAAAAUAUUUAAAUUUUAAAUUUUUUAGCUUUCUCACAGUAAGCAAAUGAUAAUCAUCUGGGGAGAGUACUGAUCAAACCAAGCCUGACACCCAAUAAUCUAAAUUUCUCACUCAAUGACAAAGAUAGUAUGUUAAUCUGAGAGAAUGAGUGUGCCUCUCUCCAUCAUUUAAAGUGUCCUUUUAAUAAUUAACAACGAGAGGGUGGUCUUUGAUUCUCCACGGAUGUUCCUUUUGUGAAAUUCAUCCCUCUCCAUGCCGGGGGUGUUAAUGAAGCGAGUUUUGUUAUUGAGUUGUAAUUGUUGCGGGGCCGAUCACACAGCGUGAAGUUGCCCAUCGUGUUUGCACCUUUCCUCUCUCAUAGCGGGAGCAGCUGCACUUGGCUAUCAUCAGCUCUGCCGGGGGGAUGAAAUCCGCGUGUAUCUCGGAUGUGCACCCCACUUUUCAGCGCGCAUGCAAUACUGAAAAGAUGGACUCUCGAUUGCUCACUGAUUGUCCCGCGUCGCACUCCAUUAAAGGCCAAUUAUCUGAUAGCUACCGCACGGUGCAAUGGAAAUUGAGACGGUUUUGUUGUGGCUAUCGCACUCGUAGUAUUUUUUUCAACAGGGAUGAUGGUAGCCCUGCUUGAAUAAAUUUAAUUUAUUCUGAAUCAUCAAAAAAUAUUGAGAGAUUUAAAAAUAUUUUUCUUCUAAUCUUUAUUUUUGCGUGGAAAAAAUUGUUUGUACUUUUUGAAAACUUUGGUGAACUAAAGGAAAUUCACUCUUGUAAUGAAAUUUUUAAUGUAAUACUUAAUGUUCAGAAGUUAUUUUUCCUUUCUUUUAAAAAAAUGAUGUUAUGAUAUUUUUAAUCUUUCCGACACCUUUGCUCAGUUGAAUCAAGUUUAGCCAUGCAGGUACAGCAAAGCAUUUUGCGAUAACCACAAUUCUUUUGGCUUAGUGGCAAUUUGUUGGAAAAAGCGCAAAAACGAAGGUCUAAUCGAUGCACAUUAUCUUAAAUUUGUCUUGAAAAUUAUAAAUGAUCAAAUAAACUACUCUAAAAUGAAUUGUAAUUUACUCGAUUUUGCUAGGAAAGGCAUAAAAAUGAAUUGUGUUGAGCCUGCUUUAUAUCAAAGUGUUUUUACUCACGUUAAUCGUCAAAGCAAGGUAAUCCAUUUUUUUGUUUAACAAAUAACUAGGUAAAACACAUCGUUUAAAAUAAUACAACUUAUUUUUAACUUGUUUAUUUGCCCUUCAAUUUACGCUUCUUACCUGCUCUUACACAAUACAGUUUCAAAAUAAUAAUACUUCCUAGCAUGGAUUUCAAGCAAAAUAUCGUCUGCCAUUGAGUUUGCUAUCACAUUUAGCUCAGCUGAGCUAACACGCGUUUCUAUAUUGUAGGUAGAGGUCAUCAUAUUAAUACAUUAGCUAAUAUUGCUGCUGCACCGUUGAUAACGGCGUGUGUUUCAUUCCAUACAAACACAAUACCGCACAUUAUAUUAAUUUGUUAUCGCUCACACAAUCAGAAAAGAUGUGCCGCUUGCUUUAUUAAAUGUCAUAAAUUAUGUGUUCUGUUUGUUCAGACUUUAAUAGGGCAUGUUUUCACAUUGAUUACGACCAGAUUUUCACUGUGAACUAAACGGAAUGCUUCUAAAAUGAUAAAAAUUGCUCAAUCACUGCGUGAAGCCAUGUUCCACUUCUUUGGUCCUAAAUGAGAAAAAAAAAAUUUAAAAGUGGGAAAUCGAGCAGGUAACAUACUAUAAGGUAUAGUAAUUUAGUAUUUAGUUUUUUACUUUAGCAAGUCAUUCCACCUCAAGGAACUGCAUUAAGUGAAUAAAAAAGGUUCAGAAAUCUAGUCCUAGCUGUUUGCAAAAAAAAAAUACGAAAUUUGAUUUGUAUUGCUCAAACUUAAUUCAGUUUUGAUUUUAUUUGCUAUAUUUUAGACAGUAAAAUAAUUGCUAUAAGCAUUAAGUUUUGAAUGAAGUACUUGGGGUCCAAAGAUUCAGAUGAGGCAGACAAAAAUUAAUUCCACUCCCGGACUUAAUUUAAACUGAAAUUUUUUAAAGAAAUUGUAACUGGGUUUUAUUUUUGCUCAGUUAGACGGUCAAAAAAACGUACGGGGUUAAAAUGCAGCGGCAGCGAUUCGGGUGGAGCUCCACCAUCGCCACGCCUCUCGAAGGCGCAUGCACCUCUGCCCGCCCGCCGUGCACCCUCGGCGCCGGGGGUGCGGAUCUCCGAGUUUGGCUCAGUAGCGGCGGAGGACCGCACGAAUCGGCCGCGGUCGCGAGUGGCUCAUGUGAACAGAAAAGUGCGCUGCGGACAAGCCGAGACCAUGUUCAGCAUGGAGAAUUUGGACAUGGAGCACCGGACGUACGGCAUGGACACCUUUGACCUGAUGGAAGCUGCACUGUACGCCGAGACCACCUCCAGCAGCAACUCGAGCUGCAGUGCUGCCUGCGUCUCCAACUUUAUCGACGACUACAGUGACCAGGAGAACGCGUGCAUGGUUCGUCGUCGUCUGCGCAAGCGCAAGUGUCCGCAGCAGCAAGUUCAGCAGCGCCAGGCAGCGAACCUGCGCGAGCGCAAGCGCAUGCAGAGCAUCAACGACGCGUUUGAGGGCCUGCGCGCGCACAUCCCCACGCUUCCGUACGAGAAGAGGCUGUCCAAGGUGGACACUCUGCGACUCGCCAUUGGCUACAUCAACUUCCUCACCGAGCUGGUGCGUGCAGACAAAGCAAACGCUGCCAAUGCCGAGAACGGGACAAACGCGAACGGACAGACGGUCACCGGGCUCACGCUGCCCGUCAAGGAAGAGCCCAAAAAAAUCAUUAUCAGAGGGAUCGGAUCGGUUCAACAUUCGCUGUCGUGGACGAGCGACCGAGAACGCAACACGCACGGAAUCAUGUUCGCAAAAGUCUGGACGCCCGAAGACCCAAGAUCAGUGCCCAGCGUGCCCGGAGCGCCUUCCAAGCACGGCCAUCCAUCGCAUUUACAAGACUAUGGUGUUGACUGAACGCUUUGUGACGAAACCCUCUGGUCGAAAAAUGAUAACCGCGGAAACUAGUCGUUUGCUGUGAAUAAAUCAUGUAAAAAAAUUGUAUUUAAAUGCUGUUAUAAAACUGAAAACUGUAUGGAUCUCAUUUGCAUUUUUAUCAAUAAAUUAAGAAGGAUAAAUCAA
This is a messenger RNA of Cloeon dipterum, 5091 nucleotides long. Its product is annotated as pancreas transcription factor 1 subunit alpha-like. The record is from RefSeq and is a predicted model, not a curated record. The transcript has 3 exons. Gene Ontology annotation, biological process: regulation of transcription by RNA polymerase II; developmental process. NCBI's taxonomy places the organism in Eukaryota, Metazoa, Arthropoda, Insecta, Ephemeroptera, Baetidae. Gene Ontology annotation, molecular function: protein dimerization activity; RNA polymerase II transcription regulatory region sequence-specific DNA binding; DNA-binding transcription factor activity, RNA polymerase II-specific. Bases 4246 to 4926 code for a protein of 226 amino acids.